This is a messenger RNA of Pseudogymnoascus verrucosus, 382 nucleotides long. RefSeq lists its product as uncharacterized. NCBI's taxonomy places the organism in Eukaryota, Fungi, Ascomycota, Leotiomycetes, Thelebolales, Thelebolaceae. The transcript has 2 exons. Bases 1 to 285 code for a protein of 94 amino acids. The record is from RefSeq and is a predicted model, not a curated record.
AUGCAAUUUACACUUCUUGCUGCAGCUCUCGCUGUUUUCGCCACUGGCGCAAUUGCGGACAACUGCAAGCCUGGUCUUUUCUACUGUGGAAGCACUCUCGUUAGCAAAGGGAAAUACCAGGCCCAAAUCGACCAAGCUAUCCACGAUGCUGGCCAGCAAGAAAUUGACAAUGGCAAGGAUGAUCUCUUCUAUUGUGUAGGAGGCAAUCAGGGUGUUAUUGAUUGGCAGAAACGCUGUGCUGGUGGGUGUAUUGAUGCUGGAACUGACAAGAGUGACCACUGUUAGAAGUUGUCAGAUCUCACGGUGGGCCUUGCAGCAUCGAGAGUCAGAAUAGGUAGAAUAGUAAUACCAACGGAAUACAUACCUAAUUUCCCGCCUCAAG